Molecule: messenger RNA, 557 nt
Organism: Cuscuta epithymum
Lineage: Eukaryota; Viridiplantae; Streptophyta; Magnoliopsida; Solanales; Convolvulaceae
Source: the annotation of a GenBank genome assembly
ACUCAUUUCUCCAUCGAAUAAUAGAAACUCCAUUUGGUAAAACUAAAUUGCUAUAUAUGUAAAUUAUUGAUAUAUUCUCUAUUUGUUGAUUGAUUAUCAAGCAGCUUGGGGGUUUAAUCUUACAAUUAAUUAAGAUGGCUUUCAAUAAUGGAACCCAACAAAAGUGUAAGGCUUGUGAUAAAACGGUUUACAUUGCGGAGAUGGUUUCUCCCGGCGGCGUUGCAUAUCAUAAUACUUGUUUCAGAUGCGCCCAAUGCAACGGCCGACUUGCGUUGAGCAAUUAUUCCUCCAUGGAUGGGGUGUUGUAUUGUAAGCCGCAUUUUGAACAAAUACUUAAGGAGAAAGGGGUUACUGUAAGGUCCAAUUCAAUUGGGAAGCAAGGCGAUUUGGCAAGGACCCCUAGCAAACUUUCUUCUGCAUUUUCUGGAACCCAAGAAAAGUGUGCCGUCUGCAAAAAAGUUGUGUACCCAUUGGAGAAGGUAACCGUGGAUGGAUUCUUCUAUCACCAAAACUGUUUCAAGUGCUCCCAUGGAGGAUGCAAGCUCACAACCUCUUCA